GAAGAACCAAGUGAUCACGCUGGACAUCAAGUUUGGUGGUGAGCCGGAGCCGGAGGUCCACUGGUUCCGAAAUGACGUCGAGAUCUUCGAAGACGUUGAAAAAAUGCCCGAUGCCGAUUUCGGAAGGACCACCAUCGACAAGUAUGACCGCAACACAGUGCUCACAGUGCGCAAGUGCGAGCGGCCCGACUCGGGCAAGUACAAGCUGGUGCUCACCAACUCGUCGGGCUCCUGCGAGGGGAUCGCUGACGUCAUCGUCCUAGGCAAGCCGUCGAGGCCCGAGGGUCCGCUCAAGGUGGAGGAUGUGCGCGAGACGCGCGCCCUCUGCAAGUGGAACAAGCCCAAGGACGACGGUGGCACUGAGCUCAAGGGUUACGUGGUGGAGAAGAUGGACAUGGAUACUGGCCGCUGGGUGCCGGCCGGCGAGGUCGGCCCAGAAAAGACCGAGCUCAUGGUGGAAGGCCUGACUCCGCACAAGAAGUACAAGUUCCGCGUGCGCGCCGUCAACAAGGAGGGCGAGUCGGACCCGCUGGAGACAGACGACUUCAUCGAGGCCAAGAACCCCUACGAUGAGCCUGGCAAGCCUGGCAAGCCGGAGAUCGUCGAUUACGACAACAAGAUGGUGCAGCUGAAGUGGGAGAAGCCAGCCAGCGAUGGCGGCAGGCCAAUCCUUCACUACGUCAUCGAAAUGAAGGACAAGUUUACCGAAUGGAGCGAGGUAAAGAAGACGAGCGACGACAAGCCCGAGGCGCAGGUGGACGGUCUGAAGGAGAAGAUGGUCUACCAGUUCCGCGUGCGCGCCGUCAACAAGGCGGGCAAGUCGGAGCCGUCAGAGCCGACCGGAAACCACCUCUGCAAGCACAGAAACCUGAAGCCGUACAUCGACCGCACCAACAUGAAGACCAUCACCAUCAAGGUGACGCGCUCGCACAAGUUCUCUGUGGACGUACGUGGCGAGCCAGCGCCCGAGCUCACCUGGUUCUCCAAGGAUGGCACCAAGAUCGAGUCCACCGACCGCAUCAAGAUCGAGAACGUUGACUACCACACGGACUUCAGCAUCGAGAAGGCCACCAGGAAGGAUUCAGGCUUCUACACGUUGAAGGCCGUGAACAGGAACGGCAGCGACGAGGCCCAGUGUGAACUCGUGGUUCUUAGCAAGCCGGGAAUGCCUAAGGGCCCGCUGAAGGUGGAGAACGUCUACGACAAGGGCGCCACCCUCAAGUGGGAGAAGCCCGAGGACGAUGGCGGGCUGCCGAUCAAGGAGUACGUCGUCGAGAAGAUGGACGCAGGAACCGGCCGGUGGGUGCGCUGCGGCAAGUGCCCCGGCGACAAGAGCCACCCGGAGUUCCAGGUCGGCGACUUGAUCCCCGGCCAGGACUACAAGUUCCGCGUGGCGGCCGUCAACGAUGAGGGCGAGUCGGAGCCGCUGGAGACCCUGAAGGCCGUCAAGGCCAAGAAUCCGUACGACCCGCCGGAGUCGCCGGGCAAGCCGGAGAUCGUCGACUACGACAACAAGUCGGUCGACCUCAAGUGGGAGGCGCCCAAGAGCGACAACGGCGCGCCCAUCCAAAAGUACAUCAUUGAGAAGAAGAACAAGAAGUCGGGCGAGUGGGAGAAGGCCUGUGAGGUGCCCGGCUCCCAGCUGACGGGCAAGGUCGAUGACCUGGUAGAACGCGACGAGUACCAGUUCCGCGUCAAGGCGGUGAACAAGGCUGGCCCCGGCAACCCCUCGGAGCCCACCGACUACCACAUCGUCAAGCACAGGAAACUGAAGCCUAUGAUUGACCGCACGAACUUGACGAUGACCAAGGUGAAGGCCGGCAAGCAAGUGUUCUUCGAUGUCAAUAUCAAGGGCGAGCCGCCUCCAACCGUCACCUGGAUCGUGAAGGACGAAGCGGUGAGCGCCCCCAACAUCACAAUUGUGAACAUCGAUUACAACAGCAAGUUCACCAUCAAGGACAGUGUGCGCAAGAACACAGGCAUCUACAAAAUCUUAGCCGAGAACAUUCAUGGCAAGGAUGAAGCCGAGGUGGAAGUCGUCGUACUCUCGGCGCCUUCCAAGCCGAAGGGGCCGCUGAAGGUGUCAGACGUGACCGCCAAGGGUUGCAAGCUCAAGUGGGACAAGCCCGAAGACGACGGCGGCGUACCGAUCCAGGCGUAUGCGGUCGAGAAGCUGGACACCAGCACAGGGCGCUGGGUGCCCGUCGGCCGCGUCGGGCCCGAUGAGACGGGCAUGGAUGUUGGUGGUCUGGUGGAGGGCAAGAACUACCAGUUCCGCGUCAAGGCCGUCAACGAGGAGGGCGAGUCGGAGCCGUUGGACACGGACCACGCCACGCUCGCCAAGAAUCCCUACGAGAUUCCCGGCGCGCCGUCCACGCCUGAGAUUGUGGACUGGGACGUGGACCGGGUGGAUCUGAAGUGGAAGGCCCCCAAGAACGACGGCGGUGCUCCCAUUACCGGCUACAUCAUCGAGAAGAAGGAGAAGUUCGGCACUUCCUGGGAGCCGUGCGUGGAAACCAAGGUAUGUUGUUGA
Molecule: messenger RNA, 2533 nt
Organism: Pollicipes pollicipes
Lineage: Eukaryota; Metazoa; Arthropoda; Thecostraca; Pollicipedomorpha; Pollicipedidae
Product: twitchin
Exons: 18
Coding region: 104-2533 (809 amino acids)
Molecular function (GO): protein binding
Source: RefSeq, a predicted model, not a curated record